Grus americana (Whooping crane) is the source of this 2264-nucleotide messenger RNA. RefSeq names its product leucine-rich repeat and fibronectin type III domain-containing protein 1-like protein. The record is from RefSeq and is a predicted model, not a curated record. Lineage: Eukaryota; Metazoa; Chordata; Aves; Gruiformes; Gruidae. The coding region runs from base 184 to 2070 and encodes 628 amino acids. Gene Ontology annotation, molecular function: protein binding. The transcript has 3 exons.
AGCCGGGGCGGGGCGGUCCCUGCGGCAGCGGCUCUGCCCGGCUCCGCCGGUGCGGGUUGCUCCGCCGUUCCCCGGCGGAGCUGGAGCUCAACCGGCCAUGGGCGGCGGGGGAACGGUCGGAGCGAUGCGGGGCUCGCCGCCCCUCUAGGCUCGCCGUGGGAGAGGUCUGUUCUUUUUCUUACGAUGGAAAGGCUGGUUGUCUAUCUACUGGUUAUUAGCACAGCUGUGAAGGCCAUGAUGUGUCCCAAAAGAUGCAUGUGUCAAAACCUGUCUCCAUCCUUCACGAUUCUCUGUACGAAGACGGGGCUCCUCUUUGUGCCCCCCAGUAUUGACAGGAGAACCGCAGAACUAAGGUUAAUGGACAACUUUAUCACUACACUUAGGAGAAAAGAUUUUGCAAACAUGACUAACCUAAUUCAUUUGACACUGUCGAGGAAUACAAUAAGUCAAAUCAUGCCUUACGCAUUUUUUGAUCUUAAAGGCCUUCACGCCUUACACUUGGAUAGUAAUAGACUGACUUACAUCAAUGAAGAUCAUUUCAAAGGUUUAAUUAACCUUCGGCAUUUAAUACUCAGUAACAAUCAGUUAAACUAUAUCUCUCCCGGGUCAUUGGAUGACUUUAUUGAAACAAUUGAAGACCUGGAUCUGUCCUACAACAAUCUCGUUAACGUUCCUUGGGAAACAAUUGCCAAACUUUCCAAUGUCAAUACGGUCAGUUUGGAUCAUAAUCUCAUUGAGUUUGUGCCAGAGGGAAUCUUCUCAAACCUUCACAAACUUGCCCGCCUAGACAUGACCUCCAACAAGUUGAAAAAGAUCCCUCCUGAUCCUUUGUUUUCCAGAAUACCCGUGUACGCCAAGUCUAAAGGAUCUCCGCUGUCGUCCCUGGUGCUCAGCUUCGGAGGGAAUCCUUUGCACUGCAACUGCGAACUCGUGUGGCUGAGACGUCUCACCAGAGAAGACGAUCUCGAAACCUGCGCCUCCCCGCCAGAGCUGAUGGGCAAAUACUUUUGGUCUAUUAAAGAGGAGGAAUUUGUCUGCGAACCCCCGAUGAUAACGCACCGAACCCCGAAGCUAACAGUGACAGAAGGCCAAAGCGUCUCUUUGAAGUGUAAAGCUGUUGGCGAUCCAGAUCCCUACGUUCGCUGGAUCUCACCCGAUGGGAAGCUGGUCUCCAACACCUCUAGGACGAUUUCCUAUGAGAAUGGUACUCUGGAUAUUUUGGUUACUUCUUUGACUGACAAGGGCACAUUUACCUGUAUAGCAUCAAACGCUGCGGGAGAGUCGACGGCUCCAGUCGAACUCCUCGUUACCCCGUACCCUAACCUCGCCAACAGCACCAACUGCGAUAAAGAUGCGGAGCCCGGCCCCUCAGACAUUCUCAUAUCAGCCAAGUCAAGCUUUCCAAAUGAAACAAAGGCUCAGCAAGAGAAGGUGGUCGUGGUCGCUGAGCUGACGUCGUCCUCUGCUCUUAUCCAGUGGCCUUCUCAGCAUCACCUCCCUGGGAUCCGAAUGUACCAGAUUCAGUAUAACAGUUCUGCUGACGACAUUCUAGUGUACAGGAUGAUUCCAGCUGCUAGUAAAUCCUUCUUCUUGACUGAUCUGGUUGCAGGACGUGAGUACGACCUCUGUGUUCUUGCUGUUUAUGAUGAUGGAUUGACAUCUUUGACCGCAACCAGAGUGAUCGGAUGCGUGCAGUUCACAACCCAGGAAGAAUACAAACAGUGCCGAUCCCUUCACGCGCAGUUUCUUGGAGGAACCAUGAUCAUCAUUAUUGGGGGUAUCAUUGUGGCUUCAGUUCUUGUUUUCAUCUUCAUCCUCCUCAUGAAAUAUAAAGUCUACAACAACCACCACAAAAAUAAACCUGCUAAAGUUAAUAAUGUCUGCUCCCAAACCAAUGGAAGCCAAAGUGGUUCGAUGGCUCGAUCCACUUCUAAACUUUCAGAGAGGCGGGAAAGUUUGCACCAGGAAUGCUCGGGCUCUUCCAUCAAAGGAAAAACUGUUGUAGAUUUGGAUUGCGAAAAAGUGACUCCAACCAACACAACCUUUUUAACAACCGAUGCGUUAUCUUAAUGGCCAUGUGAUGGAACAGGACACACCAAGGUGGUAUUGCUUGAAACAUUUUAAUGCGAGUGGUUGUAUUUUAAGCUUCACUACUAUUGUCUAUUUUUAAGAUCAGAUGGUUUAAAAAAUAUUUUUUUAAUCUGUAUACAGUUCUUGCAUUCUUAACUAUUUUGUUUCAAUAUAUUAAAUAUAAGUGUGUGAUU